Molecule: messenger RNA, 1176 nt
Organism: Cadophora gregata
Lineage: Eukaryota; Fungi; Ascomycota; Leotiomycetes; Helotiales; Ploettnerulaceae
Exons: 3
Coding region: 1-1176 (391 amino acids)
Source: RefSeq, a predicted model, not a curated record
AUGGCCUCCUUCCUUGAGAGGGCGAAAGCCAGAGUUGUCUCGACAAACAAACCGCAAGCACCUCUCAUUAAUAAGAGCAGCAUGACGAAUGACAUCCAGAAGCGUGGAUCUACAUUGGAAUUCACAUCCGGCCCCGCCCGUCAGAAGCGCCUCAGAACCCACUCUCUAGGACCAGCUUCGGCUGCAGAGAACACUGCUGUCAGCUCUUCUGUGAACAAGAACUCUUCAAAGAUCGCAGCUUCCAGCUCUCAAAGUAUUGUUGAGCAGUUGCAGGCACAGGUCUUGAAGCUAGUCAAUGAUCAAGCGGAAGAUCGCGCACGAUUUCAGUCCAAGCUAGCCGCUCAAGACAACCAUCUGCAGCGACUUCAAGAAAAGUUGGACGAUCGUCGAAGCAUUCCUGCUUAUCCACGCCCUCCAACAGCGCUAUCUGAUGGAUCCCAUGCGAACGGCCCCGACGAGAGGGAUAUGGAUUACGAAGAAGUCAAGAAGGAGACCAGUGUACUGAAUAUCUAUGAUGAAUCUCCAGAACCACCACAGAACAGGAGAUCAAUAAGUAGGCAAUCAGCCCCGACAUUGCAGUCACAAAAGAAUUCAUCUUUUGAGGAGGACGUAAACCUUCCCCCAGUCACGACGCAGGCGAUUGCUUUCUAUGAUGGCAUGCAGAUGCCAUAUGUUAUUCGUGGGCUCGCACCAUGCGACAAAUUCGAGCUCCCGGCUCGGCCAAAUGAGAGGUUUUCUCAUGAGUUUCUGAAGAAGGUCUUUGGUGGGAGCCCAAUCUCGAACGGCUGUUACAAGAUUCCCGCCAAAAACCGACAGCGUCGUCUCUUCCCAGAUCUGGAUAUCUACCGAGUCUUGAAGGCUGAACAUGAUCCGUUAUUACCCCGGCACCCUGGUCAGCACGGAGCACAGAUAUCGUGCAUAUUCUCUGACGAAGAAAUUGAAGGCGACUUUCCUCUCUUUAUCUGUGAUAGCGGAGCAGGUACCGGAUAUCGGUAUUAUGGCACCUAUCGAGAACCUCGAGCUUCAGAUAUUAUCGGAGGAAGUGAAAUGUGUUGUGUUCCCGAUCAUGUCAAACAGUUCUGGGCAAAGCUACUUGGUAUGCAGAAUGGUAACGGAAAGUCGAGCAAUGCUCUCGAUACUCUGAUUCACGAGUGGCCACGUGUCUCAGUGGGCUGA